AUGGUUGCCAUUGUGGCUUCAUAUCCUCAACCUCAUGGACAUGAAGAUCAUCAAGUACCGCACUACCACUUCAAAUACGGCGUCCACGAUCCCCACACCAAAGACCACAAACACCAGGACGAGGAACGUCACCACGAUGACGUCAAGGGAGAGUACACCAUCCACGACCCCGAUGGUACCCACAGAGUGGUAAAAUACACUUCCGACAAGCACAAGGGUUUCACCGCUGAGGUACAUCGCGAAGGGCAUGCCCAACAUCCUGCCCAUCACGGCAAGCAUGGUGAGCAUGGCGGUAAAGGUGGUACCAGCUACGUAGGAGUAACCCAUUGGGGUCACGGGUCUGGUAAAUAA
Messenger RNA from Sitophilus oryzae (rice weevil), 351 nucleotides. RefSeq names its product adult-specific cuticular protein ACP-20-like. Gene Ontology annotation, cellular component: extracellular matrix. NCBI's taxonomy places the organism in Eukaryota, Metazoa, Arthropoda, Insecta, Coleoptera, Curculionidae. The transcript is spliced from 2 exons. The record is from RefSeq and is a predicted model, not a curated record. Bases 1 to 351 code for a protein of 116 amino acids.